AUGGAGCCCCCUCAUCUCCUCUGCCUCUUUCUUCCCCUCCUCCUCCCUGGGAUGUGGGCAGACCCAAAGGAGACGCAGGUUUUCCAGCUGCUCCAGACCAGCCUCUUCGCCAACUUCAGCUCUGCUGAGGUGUUUGGGGUGGCUCUCUUGGGGGACGUGCCCAUCUUCUCACUGGAUCCUGCCAAUUGGAACAUCCACUUCCACUGGCCCUGGGCCCUCCAGGCCACAGCAGAGGGUGAUGCGGAGAAGAUCAAGUCCCAUUCCAAACUCUUUCUGCGCAACCUUGUCCGAUAUGUGCAUGAAAUGGCCCAUCAGGCACAACUGGACUACCCAUUGGUGGUCCAGAUCCGUGCAGGCUGUGUGCUGCACCCCAAUAGGACAAGCUGGGGCUUCAUGGAUGUUGGGGAGGGUGGCAGAGACCUCACAGCUUUCGAGAUGGAGAGGCAGUGCUGGGAACCCCGGCAGCCAUCCCCACUAGCAGCGCUAGUCAGCAAGUCCCUCACCAGCAAGAAGUCCAUCACAGGGCUCCUGGAACAUCUCCUCUCCAUCUCCUGCAAGAGCCACAUCCUCACCCUGUGCAGGCAUGGGAGGGCUGAGCUGGAGAGACAAGAGCUGCCUGUGGCU
Molecule: messenger RNA, 624 nt
Organism: Leptosomus discolor (cuckoo roller)
Lineage: Eukaryota; Metazoa; Chordata; Aves; Leptosomiformes; Leptosomidae
Source: RefSeq, a predicted model, not a curated record